UAGACUGCCUUUUCCUUUGGGCUCCAUCUUCUGAAGAGCGUUGGCGCGCAGUGUCCUGUUUCGGGGUGGCGUCUCAACGGCUUGCGCACCAUGACGGACCGUUACACGAUUCACAGCCAGUUGGAGCACCUGCAGUCCAAGUACAUCGGGACGGGCCACGCCGACACCACCAAGUGGGAGUGGCUCGUGAACCAGCACCGGGACUCCUAUUGCUCCUACAUGGGCCAUUUCGACCUGCUCAACUACUUCGCUAUCGCCGAGAACGAAAGCAAGGCCCGCGUCCGCUUCAACCUCAUGGAGAAGAUGCUGCAGCCUUGCGGGCCACCCGCCGACAAGCCCGAUGAGUCUUAAGCUUGGAGCCGUGCAGCCCGUCGGCGCUCCCGCGCGAGCGAGGAGGGAAGGAAGGGUGAGGGAGCGCAGCCUUGCCGACGGUGGGAACCUGGCCCGGUGAACCAUUAGAUUCCGCUCCGCGUCCAUCAAGCCACCCGUGACUGCUUGUUGACUUGCGUGGUUAACUUGAUUCCGACAUGCUUUGUACACAUACGUGGCAGGGAGGACGCCUUCUGAACUUGAGCUCUCUGCAGGCUGCGGGGACUUGUGACAGACGAGCAGAGCGAGGCCUGAUGGUUUCUCUCUGGCUGCGGCUUUCUACGCAUAGACAGGCAUGGGGUGGCUUGCUUUAAAGACUUGUAAAUGCACCUUUUUCUUCAUUUCCCAUUUGGAGUGCUUGAGAGGCAUUUUCACAAUUUGGUUUAAUAAAAGAUGAUGCAUUUU
Molecule: messenger RNA, 774 nt
Organism: Candoia aspera
Lineage: Eukaryota; Metazoa; Chordata; Lepidosauria; Squamata; Candoiidae
Gene: SF3B5
Product: splicing factor 3b subunit 5
Exons: 1
Coding region: 91-351 (86 amino acids)
Biological process (GO): mRNA splicing, via spliceosome
Cellular component (GO): precatalytic spliceosome; U2 snRNP
Source: RefSeq, a predicted model, not a curated record